Python bivittatus (Burmese python) is the source of this 8153-nucleotide messenger RNA. The record is from RefSeq and is a predicted model, not a curated record. NCBI's taxonomy places the organism in Eukaryota, Metazoa, Chordata, Lepidosauria, Squamata, Pythonidae.
GCGCCCCGCCGCCCCCUGGACCGCGUUCGCCCGGCCGCCCGCCGCCGCCCGCGCCCGCCAUGAACAGCAACAGCUACUUCGAGCAGCCCCCGCAGACCUACUACCAGCAGGGCGAGGAGCAGGAGGAGAUGCCGGCCACCGAGAAGGACCUGGCCGAGGACGCGCCCUGGAAGAAGAUCCAGCAGAACACCUUCACCCGCUGGUGCAACGAGCACCUGAAGUGCGUCCACAAGCGCAUCGGCGACCUGCAGAAGGACCUGAGCGACGGCCUGAAGCUGAUCGGCCUGCUGGAGGUGCUCAGCCAGAAGAAGAUGUACCGCAAGUACCACGCGCGGCCGAACUUCAGGCAGAUGAAGCUGGAGAACGUCUCGGUGGCGCUGGAGUUCCUGGACCGCGAGCACAUCAAGCUGGUCUCCAUCGACAGCAAAGCCAUUGUGGACGGCAACCUGAAGCUGAUCCUGGGCCUGAUAUGGACCCUCAUCCUCCAUUACUCCAUCUCCAUGCCCAUGUGGGAAGACGAGGAUGAAGAGGAUGCCAAGAAGCAGACGCCGAAGCAGCGCCUGCUCGGGUGGAUCCAGAACAAGGUGCCACAACUCCCCAUCACCAACUUCAACCGUGACUGGCAGGAUGGCAAGGCGCUGGGCGCUCUGGUGGACAACUGUGCCCCAGGCCUGUGCCCAGACUGGGAGACGUGGGACCCCAGGCAGCCAGUGGAGAAUGCCCGGGAAGCCAUGCAGCAGGCCGACGACUGGCUGGGCGUCCCCCAGGUGAUUGCUCCCGAAGAGAUCGUGGACCCCAACGUGGACGAGCAUUCGGUCAUGACCUACCUGUCCCAGUUCCCCAAAGCCAAGCUUAAACCCGGAGCCCCCCUGCGCUCCAAGCAGGUCAAUCCCAAGAAGGCCAAGGCGUACGGGCCCGGUAUCGAGCCCCACGGGAACACGGUGCUGAAGCCAGCCCACUUCACUGUGGAGACCGUCGAAGCUGGACUGGGAGAGGUGCUGGUGUACAUCGAAGACCCCGAGGGACACACAGAAGAGGCCAAGGUGGUUGCCAACAACGACAAGAAUCGGACCUAUUCCGUCUCCUACGUGCCCAAGGUGGCCGGCUUGCACAAGGUCACUGUCCUCUUUGCUGGGCAAAAUAUUGAUAAGAGCCCCUUUGAAGUCAACGUGGGCAUGGCUCUUGGCGACGCCAGCAAGGUGACGGCCCGUGGACCAGGCCUGGAGCCCGUGGGAAACGUGGCCAACAAGCCCACCUACUUUGACAUCUACACUGCAGGAGCGGGUGCAGGUGAUGUGGGGGUGGUGAUCGUGGACCCCCAGGGCCGCCGGGACACCGUGGAAGUGGUGCUGGAAGACAAAGGGGACAAUAUUUUCCGAUGCACUUACCGACCUGUCCUGGAGGGUCCCCAUACGAUCUACGUCACCUUCGCGGGAGCUCAGAUCCCCAAAAGCCCCUUCACCGUCAACGUUGCAGAAGCUUGCAGCCCCAACGCUUGCCGGGCAAUGGGCCGGGGUCUCCAGCCAAAGGGGAUGCGCGUGAAGGAGGUGGCAGACUUCAAGGUUUACACCAAGGGAGCCGGCACUGGGGAACUCAAGGUGGUCGUCAAGGGACCAAAAGGAACAGAAGAGCCGGUGAAAGUACGAGAUGUCGGUGAUGGGGGGUACGAAUGUGAAUAUUACCCCAAAGUGCCUGGGAAGUACGUGGUGUCGAUUACGUGGGGCGGCCACGCCAUUCCAAGGAGUCCCUUUGAGGUACAGGUGGCACCUGAGGCUGGGAUGCAGAAAGUGAGGGCCUGGGGGCCUGGACUGGAAACCGGCAUGGUGGGCAAGUCUGCCGACUUCGUCGUGGAGGCGAUUGGCACCGAAGUGGGCACGCUGGGCUUCUCCAUUGAGGGCCCCUCGCAGGCCAAGAUCGAGUGUGACGACAAAGGAGAUGGUUCGUGCGACGUGCGUUACUGGCCCACCGAACCUGGCGAGUAUGCCGUGCAUGUGAUUUGCGACGACGAGGACAUCAAGGACAGCCCGUUUAUUGCCCACAUCCUGCCGGCCACCAACGAGUACUUCCCAGAGAAGGUGAAAGCUUUUGGUCCUGGCCUGGAGCCUGUUGGCUGCAUUGUGAACAAACCGGCGGAAUUCACCAUCGAUGCCCGAGGAGCCGGGAAAGCAGAACUCAAGAUCUAUGCACAGGAUGCAGAAGGCGUCCCCAUUGACAUCAAAGUCAAGGACAAUGGCAACGGUACUUUCUCCUGUGUCUAUGUCCCCACCAAGGCCAUCAAGCACACCAUCAUCAUCAGCUGGGGAGGCGUCAACAUCCCCAAGAGUCCAUUCCGAGUGACUGUUGGAGAAGGCAGCCAUCCAGAUAAAGUCAAGGUGUAUGGUCCUGGAGUGGAGAAAACAGGGCUGAAGGCCAACGAACCCACAUACUUCACGGUGGACUGCAGUGAGGCUGGGCAAGGAGACGUGAGCAUUGGCAUCAAAUGUGCACCUGGCGUGGUGGGUCCUGUGGAGGCUGACAUUGAUUUUGACAUCAUCAAGAAUGACAAUGACACCUUCACUGUGAAAUACACCCCCCCAGGCCCCGGGCGUUACACCAUCAUGGUGCUGUUCGCCAGCCAGGAAAUCCCGAUAAGCCCCUUCCACAUCAAGGUGGAUCCUUCCCACGACGCCAGCAAAGUGAAGGCCGAAGGUCCUGGCCUCAAUCGGACAGGUGUGGAGGUCGGGAAGCCCACUCACUUCACUGUGUUCACCAAGGGAGCUGGCAAAGCCAAGCUGGAUGUCCACUUUGCUGGGGCCGCCAAGGGAGAGGUGGUGCGUGACUUUGAGAUCAUCGACAACCAUGACUACUCCUACACGGUCAAAUACACAGCUGUGCAGCAGGGUAACAUGGCAGUGACCGUGACCUACGGCGGUGAUCCUAUCCCCAAGAGCCCCUUCCCAGUGAAUGUGGCUCCUCCUCUCGACCUCGGCAAGGUCAAAGUGCAAGGACUCAACAACAAGGUCGAUGUGGGUCGUGACCAAGAAUUUACGGUCAACACGCGGGGAGCAGGCGGCCAGGGCCAGAUGGACGUGAAGAUCAGUUCGCCCUCCCGUCGGCCCAUUCCUUGCAAGGUGGAGACGGGGGCCACCAACGACAUCCACUCGGUGAAGUACAUGCCGCCUGAAGAGGGCCAGUAUAAGGUGGACAUCACGUAUGAUGGGAAUCCUGUGCCAGGAAGCCCCUUUGCUGUGGAGGCGGUCAUGCCCCCUGACCCGUCCAAGGUGUGUGCCUAUGGGCCUGGACUGAAGGGCGGCUUUGUUGGGAAACCUGCCCCUUUCACCAUCGACACCAAAGGGGCCGGGACAGGGGGACUGGGCUUGACCGUGGAGGGUCCCUGCGAAGCCAAGAUCGAGUGCCAGGACAAUGGGGACGGGUCCUGCUCCGUAUCCUACUUGCCCACGGAGCCCGGUGAAUACACCAUUAACAUCCUCUUUGCGGAGACUCACAUCCCGGGAUCGCCCUUCAAGGCCGACAUCAAGCCUGUCUUCGACCCUUCCAAGGUGACGGCCAGCGGGCCUGGUCUGGAGCGGGGCAAGGUGGGCGAGGUGGCCACAUUCACAGUGGACUGCUCCAAAGCGGGCGACGCCGAGCUGACCAUUGAGAUCAUCUCCGAUUCGGGGGUCAAAGCUGAGGUGCUCAUCCAGAACAACAGCGAUGGCACAUACAGUAUCACCUACAUUCCUUCCUUCCCGGGCACCUAUACCAUCACCAUUAAAUAUGGCGGGCAUCAUGUACCCAAAUUCCCAGCACGGGUCAACGUGGAUCCUGCCGUGGACACCAGCAACGUCAAGGUCUUUGGGCCCGGAGUGGAACCUCGAGGAGUGUUGCGUGAGGUCACCACGGAGUUCACAGUGGACGCUCGCUCUCUCACCAAAACUGGGGGCACCCACAUCAAGGUGCGGGUCAUUAACCCCUCAGGGGCCAAGACGGACACCUAUAUCACCGACAAUGGCGAUGGCACAUACCGAGUCCAGUACACUCCCUUUGAAGAUGGCAUGCAUCUGGUGGAGGUGACUUACGACGAUGUGCCGGUGCCCAAGAGCCCCUUCCGGGUGGGCGUCACCGAGGGCUGCGACCCCAGCCGUGUCCGUGCCUACGGCCCUGGCCUCGAGGGGGGGCUGGUGAACAAAUCAAACCGCUUCACUGUGGAAACCAGGGGCGCAGGGACCGGUGGUCUCGGCUUGGCCAUCGAAGGCCCCUCGGAGGCCAAAAUGUCGUGCAAGGACAACAAGGAUGGCAGCUGCAGUGUGGAAUACAUCCCCUUCACGCCAGGGGACUACGAUGUCAACAUCACCUUUGGUGGACGCCCCAUCCCAGGGAGCCCCUUCCGUGUUCCUGUCAAAGAUGUGGUCGAUCCCAGCAAAGUGAAGUGCUCGGGGCCCGGGCUGGGGGCCGGCGUGAGAGCGCGUGUUCCCCAGACCUUCACAGUCGACUGCAGCAAGGCUGGGCUGGCCCCCCUCGAGGUGAAGGUGUUGGGACCCUCAGGCGUGGCUGAACCAGUGGAGGUGCGUGACAACGGAGACGGCACUCAUGCAGUGAAAUACACACCGGCCACAGACGGGCCGUACACCAUCUCUGUCAAAUACGCUGGGCAAGAGGUGCCCCGCAGCCCCUUUAAGAUCCGGGUCCUUCCUGCCCACGAUGCCAGCAAAGUGCGAGCCAGCGGGCCUGGUCUCAACGCCUCGGGCAUCCCUGCCAGCCUGCCUGUUGAGUUCACCAUCGAUGCCCGUGAUGCUGGGGAGGGGCUGCUCACGGUACAGAUCUUGGACCCCGAGGGCAAGCCCAAGAAAGCCAACAUUCGGGACAACCGGGAUGGGACCUACACGGUCUCCUAUGUUCCGGACAUGACGGGCCGCUACACCAUCACCAUCAAAUACGGAGGCGAUGAAAUCCCCUACUCGCCUUUCCGCAUCCAUGCUCUGCCUGCUGGGGAUGCCAGCAAGUGCCUGGUGACAGUGUCCAUCGGAGGCCACGGACUGGGAGCAUGUCUUGGUCCCACCAUCCAGAUUGGGGAGGAGACGGUGAUCACGGUCGAUGCCAAGGCAGCUGGGAAGGGCAAAGUGACGUGCAAGGUUUCCACGCCCGAUGGGGCUGAGCUGGAUGUAGACGUGGUGGAGAACCAUGAUGGGACCUUUGACAUCUAUUACACAGCUCCUGAGCCUGGCAAAUAUGUCAUCACCAUCCGUUUCGGAGGCGAGCAUAUCCCCAACAGCCCCUUUCAUGUGGUGGCCUGUGACUCCAUUCCCCAGGCGGAGGAGCCUUGCGAAUCCGUCCAGCUUCGCCAGCCCUUCCCGGUGCACCACACAGGUGGCUUCGCUCCACACUGGGCCACGGAUGAGCCCGUCGCUCCCCCGGAGAGCGUGGAUGCCAUGCUGCGGCCCUUCAACUUGGUCAUCCCCUUCGCCGUGCAGAAGGGGGAGAUCACAGGGGAGGUAAGGAUGCCUUCAGGCAAGACGGCGCGUCCCCACAUCACAGACAAUAAGGACGGGACCGUGACAGUGAAGUACGCCCCCACAGAAAAGGGGCUGCACGAGAUGGACAUCAAGUACGAUGGCAACCACAUUCCAGGGAGCCCCCUCCAGUUCUACGUGGAUGCUAUCAAUGCCCGGCACGUCAGCGCCUAUGGGCCUGGGCUGAGUCACGGCAUGGUCAACAAGCCUGCGACCUUCACCAUCGUCACCAAGGACGCCGGCGAAGGAGGCCUAUCCCUGGCGGUGGAGGGCCCGUCCAAGGCUGAGAUCACCUGCAAGGACAAUAAAGACGGCACCUGCACGGUGUCCUACUUGCCCACGGCCCCCGGCGACUACAAUAUUAUUGUACGCUUUGAUGAUAAGCACAUUCCUGGUAGCCCCUUCACGGCAAAGAUCACAGGGGACGAUUCCAUGCGCACCUCUCAGCUGAACGUGGGCACUUCCACCGACGUGUCCCUGAAGAUCACCGAGAGUGACUUGAGCCUCCUGACUGCCAGCAUCCGGGCCCCGUCUGGCAACGAAGAGCCCUGUUUGCUCAAGCGCCUGCCAAACCGCCAUAUCGGGAUCUCCUUCACCCCCAAGGAGGUGGGCGAGCACGUGGUGAGCGUGAAGAAGAGUGGGAAGCAUGUCACCAACAGCCCCUUUAAGAUCAUGGUGGGACAGUCAGAGAUUGGCGACGCCAGCAAGGUCAAAGUCUCCGGCAAGGGGCUCAUGGAAGGGCGCACCUUCGAGAUGUCCGAAUUCAUCGUUGACACCCGCACUGCAGGCUACGGGGGUCUAGGCCUCUCCAUCGAAGGCCCCAGCAAAGUGGACAUCAAUUGUGAAGACAUGGAGGACGGCACGUGUAAAGUCACCUACACCCCCACUGAGCCGGGAAAUUACAUCAUCAACAUUAAGUUUGCUGAUAAGCACGUGCCAGGAAGCCCUUUCACUGUGAAAGUGACUGGGGAGGGACGGAUGAAGGAGAGCAUCACUCGCCGGCGCCAGGCUCCCUCCAUCGCCACCGUCGGCAGCACCUGUGACCUGAACCUCAAGAUCCCAGGGAAUUGGUUCCAGAUGGUCUCAGCCCAGGAGCGGCUGACCCGCACUUUCACACGCAGCAGCCACACGUACACGCGCACCGAGCGGACGGAGAUCAGCAAGACGCGCGGCGGGGAGACCAAGCGCGAGGUGCGGGUGGAAGAGUCCACGCAAGUGGGCGGGGACCCCUUCCACAACGUCUUUGGGGACUUCCUCGGCCGCGAGAGCCUCGGCUCCUUCGGCAGCAUCGCCCGGACCCAGGAGGGAGAGGCUGGCCUCCAAGCCAUGACCGCCCAAGUGACCAGUCCAUCAGGGAAGAUGGCCGAGGCAGAAAUCAUCGAGGGAGAAGACAGCGCCUACUCAGUCCGCUUUGUGCCCCAGGAGAUGGGUCCCCACACCGUGAACGUCAAGUACCGUGGCCAGCACGUGCCCGGCAGCCCCUUCCAGUUCACCGUGGGGCCACUGGGCGAAGGGGGGUCCCAUAAAGUGCGAGCAGGAGGGCCUGGCCUGGAGAGGGGUGUGGCCAGCGUGCCAGCUGAAUUCAGCAUCUGGACCCGGGAAGCCGGCGCUGGGGGCCUCUCUAUCGCCGUUGAGGGGCCAAGCAAGGCAGAAAUUGCAUUUGAAGACCGGAAAGAUGGUUCCUGUGGAGUGUCGUACAUUGUCCAAGAACCAGGCGACUACGAGGUCUCCAUCAAAUUCAACGAUGAACACAUCCCUGACAGCCCGUUUGUGGUUCCUGUGGCUUCACUCUCAGAUGAUGCCCGGCGCCUGACCGUCACCAGCCUCCAGGAGACCGGCCUGAAGGUGAACCAGCCCGCUUCUUUCGCGGUGCAACUCAAUGGGGCACGCGGCGUGAUCGAUGCCAAGGUUCACACACCCUCUGGGCUGGUGGAGGAAUGCUACGUCUCCGAACUGGACAGCGACAAAUAUGCCAUUCGCUUCAUCCCCCAUGAGAACGGGGUCCACUCCAUCGAUGUCCGGUUCAACGGGCGGCAUGUUCCCGGCAGCCCUUUCAACAUCCGCGUGGGCGAGCAGAGCCAAGCGGGCGACCCCGGGCUCGUCACAGCCUACGGCCCAGGAUUGGAGGGAGGAACCACAGGUGUCUCCUCUGAGUUCAUUGUGAAGACCCGAAAUGCAGGUUCCGGUGCCCUUUCGGUCACCAUCGACGGGCCCUCCAAGGUACAGAUGGACUGCCAGGAGUGCCCCGAGGGCCACAAGAUCACCUACAUGCCCAUGGCACCUGGAAGCUACCUCAUUUCCAUCAAGUACGGGGGCCCUCAGCACAUCGUUGGCAGCCCCUUCAAAGCCAAGGUCACAGGUCCCCGCCUGUCCGGUGGGCACAGCCUCCACGAGACAUCCACGGUGCUGGUGGAGACGGUCACCAAAUCCUCCUCCUCGGUGGGUGGCAGCUACAGCGCCCUGCCCAAGUUCUCCUCCGAUGCCAGCAAGGUGGUCGCCCGGGGGCCUGGGCUGACCAAGGCCUUUGUGGGGCAGAAGAAUACCUUCACAGUGGACUGCAGCAAAGCAGAAAAGCCCUUCAAACUGCAGAAAGCCCAGGAGCAAAGCCACUUGCUGGGUCUCUCGGGCAUUUCACACUACACCCUUGGCGUGUUCCAGACAUAG